AUGAGUUGCGAAGAUGAAAGCACCAAAUUGUUAAGGAUGAAGUUCCUUAACUCGGAUAAUUCGCGUCGAACGUCGCGGGAGCUGUUGCCCGACGAUCAAUCCGGCGUCAAAUUUAGGGAUAAACGAUGUGAAUCGCGGCCUCCUCUCACUUGGCAACAGAGAAGAAACAUAGCACUUGGUGCUGCAAGGGGUCUAGCUUAUUUGCAUGAUAAAUGUGAAGAGACAUUUGUUCAUUGCGAUGUCAAAGCUGCAAAUAUAUUGUUAGAUGACAACUUCGAAGCAGUUGUUGCUAACUUCAAAUCAGCCAAGAUCAUGGACCACAACCAGACUCAUAUUAUCACUACCGUGACUGGAACAAUUGGUCAUAUAGCCUCUGAGUACCUUGCCAGUGGUAAGUGUUCAGAUAAAACUGAUGUGUUCAGUUAUGGAGCGUUUCUUCUUGAGCUCAUCACCGGACGAAGAAUUGUUGAUCUUAUUCACGUAACCGAUGAGAAUGACAGGAUGUGCGUUGAUUGGGUAAAAAUGAAUCAUGAGGAGAGGAGAUGGGAAUCAAUGGCUGACGAUGAAGGUGGUGAUGAUGAUGAGAUGGAGGCAGUGGUGAAGAGGGGUUGA
Molecule: messenger RNA, 612 nt
Organism: Salvia hispanica
Lineage: Eukaryota; Viridiplantae; Streptophyta; Magnoliopsida; Lamiales; Lamiaceae
Source: RefSeq, a predicted model, not a curated record